AAAAUAGUUCCACGCGUCACAGCUGUCAUCUGCCAGGGGCUCGGCUUAUAUCGGCUGCUAUCGACAAGGCUGAGCUGAUUGUCACGAUGUCUGGUAAAGGACAAUAUGUGCCCGUCGGAAACAAGGGAUCGGCCCCUCCUCCCCGACCACCUCCACAGCAGCCACCCCCCGCGGCCACCCCCAGGUAUGUGAAUAUUCCAUCAGGAAAUAUUCCAUUCAGAGACACCUCGACUGAUACGCGCAACACACACAACAAGCGGGGGCGGCUUUCCGAAGUCUCACUCGGCAUAGCACAUUCCGUUCGUCACCACUCGCCUCUUUCCGUAAUCUCCAAGAGCUGCUCCCGGAAUAACACGAAUUGGUCACGAAUGGAUAUGGCAGUAUUACAACGUAAAAUGGCCUUGCGGACAUACAAUCUCGUUAUGUUGGCAUAAGAAUUUACUGACUGAUAGGCGUUAUCUUUGAACAGGUCCUGGCAAUGAUUAAAAUAUAGAUGUGGAAACUUACUCUGCUGAAAGUAUUAAGUUAAUGAAGAUUGAAUUACA
Molecule: messenger RNA, 545 nt
Organism: Haliotis rubra (blacklip abalone)
Lineage: Eukaryota; Metazoa; Mollusca; Gastropoda; Lepetellida; Haliotidae
Exons: 3
Coding region: 87-434 (115 amino acids)
Source: RefSeq, a predicted model, not a curated record